AUGUAAAAAUUAACUCUCGAAAAACAAAUUAAUCAUUUGGAAAGAGACAUUUAAUAGAAAUAACAUAAAAUUGAAGAAUUGACCAAGUAAUUAUUAUUCAAUUUUUAGGAUUGUUGAACAAUAAUCAAACUUUGUUUAAUAAGCUUAAAUACAAAUUAAGAAUUUAUAGGAUACACAAAAUAGUUUGUAAUCAUAAUUAUUUGAUAUCAAAUAAGAGAGAGAUACUUUUAAAUGUUUAAAUGAAAUAAAGGAAAAAUAAAUAAAAAGUUUAUAAGAAUAAGUUUUAAUAAAAAAUCAUGUUGCAGAUGUAAUAAAUAUAUAAUAUAAUCUAGACAUAAUAAUUGAAACAUGAAUUAUAAGAAUAAUACAAUUAAGUUUUUGAGUUAUAGAUUGAACUAAAAACAACAAAAAAUCAAUUGGAACACUUAGAAUUAGAACGAUAAAAUUUAAUGAAUGAGUUAAAUAUCAAGACAGCUAGUUAAGUAGUCUAUAUUCAAAAUGAUUUUAAUAAUUAACCCUUACAAAAUUAUGAUUAAUAUCUUGAUAAAUUUGAUGAGGAACGAAAAUAAUAUUUGAGACAAAUUCAUUAAUAUUAGUUACAUGAAGAUAAGAUAAGUAUGAAAGAAAUAUAAUAUUAGAAAUUGAAAAUUAAAAGAGAUUAGAUAAAUUAUAAUCCAUCAUUAAUAAUAAUGAGGAGGAGAAAAGAGAUUUGUAGGAAGAAUUAUUAUACUUAAAAUAGAUGAUAGAGAUGUAUAAACAUUAAGCUUAAGAGGAAUUUACUAAUUAAAGAAAAUAUGAAGAAUAAAAAUUAUAAAAUGAAAGAGAAAUGAAAGUCAUUCUUCACAAAAAGGACAAAUUGAUUUCUGAUCAAAAAAUUGAAAUAUAAAAAUUGCAUUAGCGUAUUAAUCACUCUCCUUAAAUGAAUCUUUAGACCAUAAAUGAUAUGUACAAUGUUAAUGUAGAUGAUUUAAUAGAUUUGAAAAUGAAAAUUAUGCAAUAAGAAAAUACUAUUAAAUAACUUUAAAAUUAGAUUGCUAAAGAGUAAUUAGAAAAAAAUAAUAUUUAAGAAUAAACACAGAAAGAAUUGACAAUUGCUUCUGAAAAGAAAUAGGAAUGUUUAUAAUAAAUAGCAUUUGUAGAAUAAUAGAGAUAAAAAUUAGAUAUUGAAAUUUAAUAAAAUAAAUAAUUAAAAGAAGAUAUAUUUAAACUUUAGACAGAAUUAACUUAAUUAAAGAAAAAAGAUUAAAUAUAAAAAAAUGAAAUAGAUAGAUUAAGAUAAGAAAAUCUAAAUAAUCAAACUUAUAUAGUUAACUCUUAAAGCAAAGAUAAUUAAUCAUCAAUUAAUUAAUAGAUCAUGCUUAAUUAUGAAUUUAUUAAAAGUCCUAAUAUCAAAUAAUUUGAGAAAUUGACAUAAGAUAAUCUAAACUUAAAAUAAAUUAUAAAUAAAAAAGAUGAAGAAAUUAUCAUUUUACAAUAGAAAAUUACUAAUAUUAAUUUAGAUAAUGAAUAGGAUGAAUUUCAGAAGAAUUCGACUAUAACUAUAGCAAAGAAAAUUGAAAGUAAGUUAUUUUAUAUAUUUUAUAUAGAAAUUAAAUGUUAUUCAUAAAAAUAAUCGUAAAUGUUGGCUGAUUAUAGAAAAUUGAAAUUAGAGAAAAAUAAAUAUGAAUUUCAAAUUGAAGAAUUUUAAUACGAAAUUUAAAAAUUAAGAAAUUUGAUUUAAUAAGAAAGAGCAUAAAAAGAAUUUAUGGAAAAGAAUUUAAAUAAAUAUAAAGAAGAAUUUUCAAUAUUAGAAGGAUAAAAUAAAAAAUAAAAGAAAGAUUUUGAAAAUAAAAUAAAGUAAAUUUAAUAAGAAAUGGAAUCAAAAUUUGUUUCAAAAGAAUAAAUUAAUUAUUAUUAAUAAAAUUAAGAAUUAUUUAAGUAAAGGUAAUAAGAUAAACAAUUAAUAUAAGAAUUGAAAGAGAAAAUUUCAAUUCUAAAUUUAGAUUCUCAAAAAUAUAGAGAAGAACUAUAUUUGAAAGAUAAUUAGAUUCAAAAACUUUAAAUUGCAACUGAUAAUGAAGAAAAUUAAAAUGUUCUUUAAAUGAAAUUGUAAAUAGAAAAUGAUAAAAUUAUAAUAUAAACAUUAAAUGAAAGAAUAAUUAAUUUAAAUCAAGAAAUAGAGAGUAAAGAAAAAUAAUUAUUAACCUUUUAAUAAGAUUAAAUCAAUUGGGAAUCCUUAUAAUAAUUUUCUAAAUAAAUUGAAUAUGAAAAUAGAACUAAUUUAAAUAAUUAGGAAGAUAUUAAUGAUUUGAAAAAUAAUAUAAGAAUAUUAAAUAAAAAAAUAUCAGAAUAAACAUAAUAAUAUUAAUAAGCCAUAACAGAGUUUGGGAAUGAAUUUUAAUAAAGUAUUAUGCUAUUAAAUGUUGAAAUCAAAUAAUUAGAAUAAGAAAAUUAAGAUUUAGCUAAAGCUAUGGAAUAAUAUAAAUAACUAUAUUAAUAAGAAAAAAUAGAAAACCAAAAUAAAUUAAAUUUAACUUCUGCCGAAAUUCAGGAAAUAAAAAUAAGUUUGGAGUAGGUUACUAAAGAAAGAGAUUAAUUAUCUCAAUAAAAAUAAAUUAUUGAUUAUAAGGAAAAGUAGAUAUUAAUAAAAGAAGAUGAAAUUAAAUGUUAGCUUAUUGAACUAAAAGAAGAAAAUAAAAAUUUUGAAAUUGAUAUCUUAGUAAAAAAAAAUAAAGAAUUAGCUAUAAUUGGAUGUGAUUAUAUUUUAAUAAGAGAGUUGGAAAAUUAUAAAUAGAAAUUAAUAGAAGAAUAAGAGAAAGUAAAUGAAUUAAUGUAAAGAUCCAUUCAAUAAAUGGAAGAGUAUUAAGAGGGAAAUUAGGAUCUAUAUGAGAAAAAAUUAAUGCAAAAUGAAUUAAAUGAUUUAAAAAAGUAAAUUGAAUAAAUGAAAGCUGAGUAAUUAAAACUUUUGAUGAGUUCUAAUAUAUAAAUUGAUGAGUAAUUAAAUUUUGAAGAAGAAAGAUAAUAAUAUUAAUAGUAAAUAAAAUAAUUGAUGCAUUUUAAAGAAAAUAUAACACUAGAAGAUAUUAAGUUAGUAAGAGAUAUAAUUUAAAGUGGAAAAUUAAUCUCUUAUUUAGAAAAAGCUAAAUCAAUUCAUGAACUUUAAAAUUCAAUGUAAUCUUGA
Molecule: messenger RNA, 3160 nt
Organism: Paramecium pentaurelia
Lineage: Eukaryota; Ciliophora; Oligohymenophorea; Peniculida; Parameciidae
Source: the annotation of a GenBank genome assembly